Molecule: messenger RNA, 3826 nt
Organism: Dromiciops gliroides (monito del monte)
Lineage: Eukaryota; Metazoa; Chordata; Mammalia; Microbiotheria; Microbiotheriidae
Gene: TRABD
Product: TraB domain containing
Exons: 11
Coding region: 183-1331 (382 amino acids)
Source: RefSeq, a predicted model, not a curated record
GGAGCUACGGGGCGCUAGAGCCUGGCCUGGGUCCGAGUCCCAGGGGAGGGGGCGGCGCAGGUGAGCACCCCCAUGCCCCACACACCCCGGAUUCGGGCUCGCUGUUGAGGGAUCCCGCGUAGACGAGAGAAGCCCCCCCGGCUCAGACCAGCCUCCAAAGGAGACCCAAACCCUCCCUCAGGAUGCAGGAGGAACAGCCCCUGGAGGCUUCGGAGGAGCCAGCCCCUUCGACUGGGGCGUCAGAAUGUGGACCUGGGGAGGUGUCAGAAUGUGGACCCGGGGUGGCCUCCAGUGACUCCCAGAAUCUAUCUGACGUGGAGGCUUUUAAGAUUCUUUUGGAGAUGAAAAUGAAGAAGAGACAAAAGCAGCCCAGUUUGCCAGGUACUGUCACCGAACUGGUCACAGAAGAAGGAAGUAAGGUGUACGUGGUUGGCACCGCCCACUUCAGUGAUGACAGCAAGCGAGACGUAGUGAAGACCAUCCAGGAGGUGCAGCCGGACGUGGUCGUGGUGGAGCUCUGCCAAUACAGAGUUUCCAUGUUGAAGAUGGAUGAGAAGACUCUGCUGAAGGAGGCCAAGGAGAUCAACCUGGAAAAGCUCCAACAAGCCGUCAAGCAGAACGGAGUCAUGUCUGGUCUGAUGCAGAUGCUCCUGCUGAAGGUCUCUGCGCACAUCACGGAGCAGCUGGGGAUGGCCCCUGGGGGCGAGUUCAGAGAGGCUUUCAAGGAGGCUAGUAAAGUGCCUUUCUGUAAGUUCCACCUCGGGGACAGGCCCAUCCCGGUGACCUUCAAGAGAGCCAUAGCGGCCCUUUCCUUCUGGCAGAAGGUGAAGCUGGCCUGGGGCCUGUGCUUCCUCUCUGACCCCAUCAGUAAGGACGACGUGGAGAAGUGUAAGCAGAAGGACCUGCUGGAGCAGAUGAUGGCGGAAAUGAUCGGCGAGUUCCCCGACCUCCACCGCACCAUCGUCUCGGAAAGGGACGUCUACCUGACGUACAUGCUGCGGCAGGCUGCCAAGCGGCUGGAGCUGCCGCGGGCCUCGGAAGCUGAGCCCAGGAAAAGCAUCCCUUCCGUGGUGGUCGGAGUCGUGGGAAUGGGCCACGUCCCCGGCAUCGAGAAGAACUGGAGCACAGACUUGAACAUCCAGGAGAUCAUGAGCGUUCCUCCCCCAUCCGUCUCUAGCAGAGUGUCCAGGUUUGUGGUGAAAGCUUCCUUCUUUGGAUUGGUGUGCUACGGCUUCUACCGGGUGGGAAAACGGACGGUCAGCCUGAUCCUUUCCAUGACAGCCACGCAGUCGUGUCUCCAGAGACUGGCUGAGCUCAGACCUCAGAAAUAAGGCGGCGGCGGCGCCGACAAAGCCAGGCGGGCAGCAACCAAAAACCAGAAAGGGUGCUAACAGUCACACACACGCAGGGGCCCGCGGGGGCCGGGCCCCGGGCCGACCCCGUAGCUGUGGCCUGAUCAGCAGCUGUCGACUGAGCGGCAGCGCCUGGGGUCAUGUUCCCACGGCUUUGAGAGUCUUCUGACUUGGGUUCCUGCCCCCAAGAGUCCCUGGUGGUGGGUUCCUGCCGAGCAGUGCAGGGACAGCUGUGGACCGAGUUGGUAUCAUGAUACCGUUGUUAGUUCUUGGUGCCGAGCACCUAUAGGAUAAGACGAUUUAAGGAUCAUCUUGUUCCGGGGAGAAUUUUAUAUCGAUCAUCAGAGAGAGAGAGAGAGAGAGUGUGUGUGUGUGUGUGUGUGUGUGUGUGUGUGUGUGUGUGUGUGUGUGUGUGUGUGUGUGUAUGCAUGCGUGCGUGCGUGUGUGUUGGGAGUGGGGGUGGGGCUCUUUUAAAAGCCCCAGCUUCUCAAACAGGCCUGUUUGCUGCAGACCCGUGUCCCCGUGCGCCCGCCCCGCGCCCUCCCUCCUGGACCCUCCUCCACAGUUGCCUUCAGCCCUGGUCUCAUAGCUCCUCAUCCCCCAUGGCCCAAGGCCCAGGCCCUCAGCAGGGCCCUCUCUCCCCACGGUUACAAAUGCUGGCUAGGAGGGGGGUCUGAGCAGGUAUUCUUUAGGAGCAGUUGGGGGAGGCUGCCCCACUGACCGGUGUCCCUGCUGCUCCGGGCCUUCCCCGUGGAGCUUUAUUUGAUAGAAAUACCCUUUCUAGGCUAGUCAGCAGAACGGGGCUUGAGCUUUGGCCUGGGGGCUCGAGUGGUAUAGUUGGGGACCAACCGCUCUGUUGGCUGGAGGGUGCGUGGGCUUUGCCAUCCCUUGGAUCCAUCCAAGAAGUCUGGGCAUCCGCAGCUCACCUGCUUUACUCUGCCCUCUUCUGCUUGCACACCUGUCUUGGACACCUCUUCAUUCCAAAUCAUGGUCUGGAUUGCCAGGGUCCCGGUGCCCUCAGCCCCUGUGGACUCUUGGGAGCAGUCAUGACUGCCCAGAGGCUAAGGCUCUGGCUGGUGCCCCCUGGCUCUCUCUCUAGGCCUGGCUACCUCCUCAAGGUCUUUCUGUGUCUCCCUUGCCAGCCCUUGUGGGGAGGGGCUUUAGAGACACGCUGGGUCACCUCUCGCCAUUAGAAACCACCGAGUGAAGCCCCCUGGCCUGUGUGGGCAGGCGUGGGCAGGUGUGCCUUCGGCCAGCCCCUGAUGGGGUCAGUGCUGAGGAGCCCGGCCAUGAGCCUUGGCCUUCCUCGGCUUUUGGGGCUCAGCCAGGAGGCCCGGGCUCUGCUUUGCCUUCUUGGGGUUUUUUUGUUUUUUGCUUUUUUUUUUCUUAAGGUAUUUCUAGCUUGUAUAGUUCUGUGUGCUCUGCUUUAAAAAAUCUGAUAAAACCUCUGCUCAGGUAAUUUGAAUUAAAAAGUAAACUAGUUAAAUGUCAGAUGAGCCUUAAGCUGAGUUAGGGCCAACAUUAGGCUUAUCUCCAAGCCAGUGGCCUGGAAGUAGGGAGGGGUGGGCUGAGGCAGCUUCCAGGAGAUUGGGCCCCGGCAGGAGCUGGGAAGGACAGGGUGUGACCGCCAAGCACCACAGGGCAGGGGAGCCUUCGGCUGCAGCCUGUCUUCUCCCCCCCCCCCCAUUUCCCCUCUGCAGUUCUAGUCCAUCCAUCCAUCCAUCUUCCUCGUGUGCAAACCUGCAAAGCCGAAUCGUAUUAGGGGCCCAGUGGGUGGUUCUCUCGGCCCAGGCUGUUAAAGUAUUGUGAGCCCCCCUCCCCAGCCUGUGUUCCUGGGCUCUGUGUGUGUGGAACAGGGGCCCUGGCCUUGGGACGCCCAGAGCAGUCUGUGUCUCGCUUCGUUGUCCCUAUCCCACCCAAGAUUUCUCCCAGGGCCAAGCUGGGAGGACAGUCUGUUGGGGUGCCCUCUGCCCCCAGACUUCCUGAGGCUGUGACCAACAUUGUAUUGCCUUGGAUGCCCAGUGACGCCCAUGCUGCUGCUGGGGGGAGGGGGGGCGGGAGAGAAACUUUCGUCUCCCCAUUCCAUAAACAUAAAGCACCUAAUGUAUGCCAGAGACAGUCACCAUUCAAGUGGAGCUUCCCUGCCCUGGCUGCCCACCCUCCGCCCUCAUUAUCUCUGUGUAGAGCAGCCUGGCAAUGGGCCAGAAUCCAGCUGUGGACCCACUCCCUUGACUCAGUGUUGAACCAAAUCAGAUGAAGUAUAACUGGCUGGAGAAUGUUUCCCCAAAGUGUCAUGGAAGACCGCGGGCCGGCCUGGUGGGCAGAGCCCACUGGGCCCUCUCAGAGGCCAGGCGCCGCGGUGUCUUAAGUGCCACGUCGUAGGACAAGCUGCAGCUCUCUCAAUCAUGUCCUUCGUGUAAUUCAGAGAUUUGCAGUUUCCUUGUGAAAUGAAAAUAAACUUUAAUUUUAGAAGA